GAGAAGCAGCAGCAAGAGGAGGAGUUUAGCGCAUUUCUUUUGCACACUGGACUAUCUGUGUCUGCAGAGGAAGACAACCUAAUGCGCCCCCCCAGGCGCUGAUUUCUUUUUUAUAUUCUUCUUUUCUGCCACACCUGCCUGCCAAGCUGCAGCCCUGAUGGGCGCGGCUAGGACCGGAGCCCAAAUCUUUGUUUUGACUCGCCUGGGAAAGUUGAGCGAAAAGGCACAAAAGGACCGAGGAGUUUGAGAACAUCCUCCGCACGCUCUGCGCCUCAGCUGCGCAUUUAGCGCAUUGUUCCUCCUGCGGAUAGAGGUCUUUCCCAUCCUGGGAGGAUUUUGAUUCUCCGUGUUGACAGAAGAUAAGAUGGGAUGGACGAGUUAACGAGGCAGAUGGAGAUCUCAGGAGAGAAGGUGGUGACAGAAACAGUAACCUCCACAUCCAGGCUGACUACUCUCCCACCCAAGGGAACCGGUGGAUCAAAUCACAGGAACAUGUCCAGCAGCGCCGGGGGGCUGGGCUUGGAGAAGAAUGUCUUAACUCAGAACAGCAGUGGAACCUACUUCUCUUCAUCCUCCGUAGGUGUGACCACCAGCAGCUACAGCUCCUCCUCAGGGAUCUACCUUGGAGGAGACUCCUCAGGGGGAGGUGAAGGAGGGGGGAGCUACAUAGAUGGAGAGGGUUAUGGAAGUGGAGGAGGACGAGGCGGUGGGGGAGGUUAUCUGGUGAGCUCUGUGUCAAAGGUCCGGUCCAGCUCCUCCGGGGGUGGCAGGAGAGCACAGAUUGCUGGCCCCUCAGGAGGACUGUCGCCAUCCUUCCGGGAGAGGAAGACCAUAACCAGUCGCUCAGGAGGCUACGAUGGGAGUUCCAGUGCAAAUUCCUCUCCAGAAUUUACACGCAAAGACUAUGGGAACUAUUGCUCCAGCACCUCAAGAGGGAGGAGUGAAAGCAGAGAGAGUGAGAUCAGAGCCAGACUGCAGAGUGCCUCCCCCUCUGCCGGAAGAUGGGCUGAGCUGGAUGACGUGAAGAAGCUGCUAAAGGGACGCUCCAGCAGCGUCAGCCCCACCCGCUCCUCCAGCGCCUCCAUCACGCUGCCCGUCCCUAAGAAGGCCACCGCGGAGACUAAAACCGUCUCAGUGGCCACUCAGUCAGCUUCGUCCUUUGGUUCUGGUUUGCGUUCAGCUGGUUUCAACACCAUAGACGUAGCUGGUCUCUAUGACAACACUCAGACGACUGGGCAGCGUGAUUCCGGUGUUCAGACCGGCCAUUAUGAUGUCACCAUCACAUCCAGCCUCUAUGAUACUGGUGUCAGAUCAAACCAGUAUGAUGCUAGUCUGAGGUCAGGGCAGUAUGAUACUAGUUUGAAGUCAGGACAAUAUGAUGCGAGCCUGAAAUCUGGCCAGUAUGAUACUGGUUUGAAAACAGGACAGUAUGAUGUGAGUUUAAAAUCUGGCCAGUAUGACACCAGUGUGAGAACAGGCCAGUACGACACGCUGGAUUCUGCAUUUCCUACUUUCUCCUGGUCCACCUCCACGCUGCCCAGCUCCUCCGCCGCUGCAGUCGUCGCUGGCAACAGCAGCAGCUACACCUACCAGACCACCCAGAUCGGCACCAACAACAUGUCCGGGGGGUCUGUCCCCAUCAGCCCCACCUCACACCCAUCUCUCUCAGUCUACGGCUUCCAGAACAACCUGGCACCCACCUCAGCGGGCGUGCUCACCACAGGUGGCACCAACAUAAACGCACACCUGGCAGGAUACGGGGUGCAGAAGAACGUGUCCAACGGUGGAGGUGUCAUCAGCUCUGGAGUCUCUACAAUGACGAGAUCCCAAACUGAUGACGUCUAUAAGAGGGACUACAGGUACGCGGCUUCUGAAAAGGAGAACGCUCCAGCGAGGAGAGAUGGAGAGAUGCUCAUUCUGGCCAAAGACAGCGGAAAGCAGUUCACCACCAGCAGCGGUGUUCAUGUCGGAGGAGGCUCACUGUCAGGAGAUUCCCUAAAGAAGGAGAAACUUAUUUCCAGCUACAUCGACACGGGCACACUGAAGACAGACACCGGCAACGCGUACUAUGGAUCAUCUGGUGUUCUGAUGAAAGACAAAGCGACCUAUGCAGAGAUUCACCGGGACAGCGGCGUCUGUGGAGGCGGGGGAUUCUGCUGCUGCUCCGACUCGUGCUGCUCCUGGUGGAAGUGGCUGCUGGGGUUGCUCCUCCUCUCUCUGCUUCUGCUGGGGCUCCUGUUUGGCCUCAUUGCACUGGCUGAGGAUGUGAGGAAGCUGAAGAGCCGAGUGGCGACGUUGGAGUCCUCAGCCGCUGCUGCUCACACCAGUCGUCUGUCAGGAACCACUAAUGAUAUCACUUAUGUUGGUGGUGGGGGGGCUGGUGGUACUGGAACAGACAACACACUCAUCCUGGGACUGGGAGGUGGAGGUGGAGGCUCAGGCUCGAACACACGAAUCAUUGCUGUUGGUGGCGGUGGCUCCUCCGGUGGGAACAGGGUCGAUGAUGGCACAAUUCUUGUAGGAGGUGUUGGAGGGGCUUCAGGAACGGGUACCAGUGUGGGUGGUGGUACUGGUACCAGUGUGGGUGGUGGUACUGGUACCAGUGUGGGUGGUGGAGCUGGUGGUGCUGGAACCAGUUGGAGCGGCAGUGCUGGUGGUACUGGUACCAGUGUGGGUGGCGGUGCUGGAACCAGUUGGAGCGGCAGUGCUGGUACCAGUGUGGGUGGUAGUGCUGGCGGUGCUGGAACCAGUGUGGGUGGCGGUGCUGGUACCAGUGUGGGUGGCGGUGCUGGAACCAGUUGGAGCGGCAGUGCUGGUACCAGUGUGGGUGGUGGAGCUGGCGGUGCUGGAACCAGCUGGAGCGACGGUGCUGGUGGUACCCGUUUUGGUGUCGGAACCGGCCUGGGGACCAGUGUAGGCGAGAGAUACAUCGAUGAUGCCGUUCUUAUGAUGACCAUGAGGCGUUUGUUAAGAUCUGAGAUGCACUCACAGGAAUUCAGAGCCAUCCUCACAUCCUCGGUGCAGGGAGAGAGAGGACUGCCUGGACCCAAAGGUGACUCUGGAUCUAGAGGAGAUCCUGGCAUUCCUGGAAUUCCAGGUUUGAUGGGUCCUGAGGGUGCUAAAGGACAAAAGGGAAGUCAAGGUGAGCAUGGGCUGGAGGGUCCACCAGGUGUCAGGGGUCGUGAGGGUCCACCCGGGCCUAGAGGUGACCCGGGACCUUCAGGUUCUGCACUUAAAGGAGAAAGAGGCGCUCAAGGAGAACCUGGACCUCCUGGACCCUUGGGACUUGGUGGUGCUCCCGGGCCAAAAGGUGCACAAGGACUUCCUGGACUUUCAGGGCCACCUGGUCAGCCAGGUCCUCAGGGUUUCCGUGGUGAAGCAGGACUUCCUGGGCCUAAAGGCGACAGGGGGCUUGCAGGAUUUCAAGGCCUUAAAGGCGAAUCUGGUUUUCCAGGUCUACCAGGACAAGCAGGAGAGAAAGGCUCUAAAGGAUCAAUGGGACUUUCUGGGCAAGAUGGUGAAAAAGGAUCUCGAGGUGAUCAAGGACCUCCUGGACCUCCAGGACUCAGAGGUCCUACUGGGCCUCCUGGAGAUGCUGGGCUUCCAGGUACAGCCGGGAUUCAAGGACCACCAGGAAUUCCAGGGAAUCCGGGUCAACCAGGGGUCAAAGGUGAUCCAGGCCAGCCAGGAAGAAUCAUCAAUGCAGCUGGUUCCACCUCCAUUGGUAUCCCGGGACCACCUGGGCCCUCUGGUCCACCUGGCCCUGCGGGACCUCCAGGAUUAUCAGGUCCUAUUGGCCCUGCUGGUCUGCCUGGCCCAGCUGGACCUAAAGGAGACAGGGGGUAUAAGGGAGACCAAGGAGAGUCUGGAAUAACCGUGAGAACUAGUGGAAGUAUAACCUCGUCCACAGCAGAGAGACAGCUCAGCUCUAGUGGAGGCUCAUUGUUGCUCGGCCCACCUGGCCCACCCGGUCCACCUGGGCCUCCAGGACGUCCAGGUGAUUCGAGGCAAGGACCUCCAGGACCACCUGGGCCUCCAGGUUAUGGAAUACCUGGACCUAAGGGAGAAAAAGGAGAUUCAGGCUUUGCAUCCAACUCUGGUACAGCUUAUCCUGGACCACCAGGACCACCAGGACCACCUGGGCCUAAAGGAUCAACAGGUGCUCCUGGACCACGUGGAUACACAGGAGACACUGGAGCUCCUGGAAUUCCAGGCACGUCAAGAGGUUCAGUCUCAGUCACCUCAGGUCCACCUGGUCCACCAGGUCCUCCUGGUCCUCCAGGCCAGCCAGGCUCUUUUGCUUCUUCUAGCGAGAUGCGGCAGUACAUAACAGACUAUCUGAGUAGAUACAGACUGAGUGGUAUGCAAGGUCCUCCAGGUCCACCUGGACCUCCAGGACACCCUGGAACCUUCUCAGGGUCUCUGGAGGACAUUUCUGCUCGUGUCAUUGCGUACCUGCAACGUUCAGAUUCAGGCUUCCGUUUUGGUGUUCAGGGUCCUCCAGGACCACCUGGUCCACCUGGACCUGUCUCUGGAUCUCUCACAGUCAACGCUCUGAUCACCAUGCUUCAGCGAGACGAUGUGAGACGAUAUUUGUCUGGACCACCAGGGCCGCAAGGACCCCCAGGACCACCAGGGGGUCUUUCAAAGACUGCAGAACACACAAUAGAACAUGUUGCCACGUAUAUCUUUAACAUCAUGAAUGAGAAAGGGAUUGCUAGAGGUCCACCAGGGCCACGGGGUCUUCCAGGGCCUCCCGGAACUCCAGGUGCUGGAGGAUCUGGCUUCACAACUGCUACGAUUGACUAUUCAGCACUGAUCAGAAAUUCAGAUUUCCGAUCAUGGAUCACUUCUGCUGUACAACAAGGCCCUCCUGGUCCUCCAGGUGUUCCAGGUCUGCCUGGUCCUCAAGGGCCCCCAGGAGUCUCAACUUCCACUGUGUUUGGGUCAGGAGGUCGUGGCUACAGCUUGGAGGAAAUUCAGCGGUACUUGCAGAGUUCAGGAUUCAGAGGUAAUCCAGGCCUUCCUGGCCCUCCUGGUCCUCCAGGUCCACAGGGUCCCCCGAGUACUCUGACUGGAUCCGUUUCCUACAGUGGAAACUUCCCACGGGAGAGCAUUCGCACCGAAAUUCAAGAGUAUUUGACCAGUGAUAAUGUUCGACGGGCUAUUGUUGGCCCUCCAGGACCCCCAGGUCCUAGAGGUCAUAAGGGAGAACGUGGAGAGCCCGGUUAUGCCCAGAGCUACACGCAGAGCCAGAGCUACUCACAGAGCGACUCUCGCUACGGCCAUCAUCGUACAGACAUCGAUGUAAGCAAGCUCGCUGAGACUCUGGACUAUUCCAGCGUUGCCACGAAAGUUACAGACUACAUCAAGAAUCAAGGCCUCCUGCAGCAGUAUAUUGCUGAGGGUCCUUGGAGGGCUAGCGUGCGAGCAAUUCAAGGCCCUCCUGGUCCACCAGGUCCUCCUGGCCCAGUCGGUUACAGUCGUGUCAUUGGCACUUAUGGCAAUGUCACAGCUGACCUCAUGGACUUCUUUAGAACUUAUGGCACCAUCCCUGGCCCUCCAGGCAGCCCUGGACCUAGGGGAGACAGGGGGUACCCAGGGCCCAAAGGAGACAAAGGUGAUGCCGGACCGCCAGGUUUACCUGGAAUACCAGGAGCUUACACUGUCCAGAUUCCCCACAGGGUGCAGAAGAGGGAAACAGGUAACAAAGUGGGUCGCCGCAAGGAGCUUCGACGUCACACCAGUGGUGGCUGAAGUGUUUAUUAUGGGAUGGUGCCAAAUUCUUCUUCAGCUUUACUUCCUUUUUCUUUUAGAUGUUAAACUGUACCAAAGUGGUUAACCACACUCCAUACUUCUGACCUUCCUUCAUCCAAAAAGUUGAUUUGAAACAAUAAAAAUGCAUUUGUCUCUUUGAAAAAUGUUAUUUUCUGAGGUUAGUCUGUUUGUGAGAGUUAAACUGUUGUUUUUACAUGCGGGGUGUAAAAUGUUUACUUUGCUUAGACACUUGUGUUGACUCUACCAGGGGCAGCUUUGUUCAAGAGAUUAUGUAUCAUCAAGCAAUAAGUAGCACUUGCUUUUCAUUUUAAUGACAUCUUUUUAAGCUGGUGUUUAUAUAUAUAUAUAUCUGAGAUGUGAGGAUUAGGCUGUAUUGAGGACUAUAUAACAUUUUAUUUUGUAUCCAUCAUGCUUUUGCCCCAUAUCAAAUUCUAAUUUCCACAUUAAACCCAUAAAGUGUCCUUAUUUGAACUCGACUCAGUCUGUCAGAGGGAGAGUCAUUUUAAGAAGGUUAUUGAGAUUUACUUGAAAGGUUUAUGAUUAAAAGCAAGAUAUUAAUGAUGUAUUUGAGAUGGUGACUCAGAUGAUCAGUAGGACGAGCCUGAUUCAAUUGUAUAUUUUUGUGUAAGAGCACUGAAUUUGAUAAAUAUUUCUGUACUGCCUUUUGAGUUUUGAAAUGAAUAAAUUAUAAACAUGAUUUAAGUUCUGAUCACUAUAUUUGCUAAACAAUAAAUCUAUUUUCUAGA
This is a messenger RNA of Nothobranchius furzeri (turquoise killifish), 6524 nucleotides long. RefSeq names its product collagen, type XVII, alpha 1b (gene col17a1b). Gene Ontology annotation, cellular component: basement membrane. Gene Ontology annotation, molecular function: extracellular matrix structural constituent conferring tensile strength. Gene Ontology annotation, biological process: extracellular matrix organization. The record is from RefSeq and is a predicted model, not a curated record. NCBI's taxonomy places the organism in Eukaryota, Metazoa, Chordata, Actinopteri, Cyprinodontiformes, Nothobranchiidae.